AUGGUUUCUUGGAAGGAUACUUGUAAGCCAAAGAUUUAUGGUGGCCUUGGUAUCCCAUCGGUGGAUGCUAUGCAUUUUGCUUUUUGUUGCAAUACGGUUUGGAGGUUUUUUAACUCGAAGAGUUAUCUGUUUGGGUGGUGGAAAGGAAAGUAUGGGUCCUUUUGGAACUCUAGCAUUUCUAAAAGAUCAAUAUACUGGAAAGCUCUUUGUGAUGUGGCUAAUAGCAUUUUAAGUUCCAUUAAAUUCAAUACUACACCUUACAGCACCCUUUCUUUCUUAUGCGAUCCCUGGUGCUAUGGUCAGUCUAUUGCGGAAAGGUUGAAGGAUUUUAACUUGGAAAUUCCUUCCGGCCACUCUUCUCUUACUAUUAGCAGCUUCAUUACUAAUGACAUUUGGAAUUUACCUUCGUAUAUUCCUUUCAAUUUAGCUGAUGUUAUUCACUCUGUUCCUAUAUGUUAUGGUCUGGAUGAUUGUUGCUGGGCAAAAUCUGAGAAGCCGUCUUUCAAAAAUUUUCUUAAAGAUUAUUAUGUUGGGCCUGAUGUUGUUAGCUGGUACAAGUAUGUGUGGCAUAGGUCUUUUGCCAUGCGCUUUUUGUUAUAUUCCUGGUUUGUUUUCAAAAAGGGGCUUAAAAAGGCGGAUGCAUUGCUAGCUAGAAGUAUUUCUGUUAAUCCUCUUUGCAUUUUUUGUAAAGCUGAAAGAGAAACCCAAAACCAUUUGUUCUUUGAAUGCGAUUUCUCUUUUAAUAUUCUCAAGAGUUUCAUGCCAAGGAUGAACUUUAUGCUGCUACAUCCGAACCUUUGGCAAGUUUUUAAUGACAUUGAGGAUAGGGAAUUUGAUAUCAACAGGAAGAAUUUAUGCUUCCUCUUAAUCUCUGCUAUUGUCUAUUUCAUCUGGAGAGCAAGAAAUGACCGAAUUUUUGGUAAUAUCACUGAAAGCCAUACUGCCAUUGCUUUGAAGAUUAAAAGUGCUGUUUAUCUCAAAAGCUACAAGAAGAAAUGCUUCAACUCUCCACACAUUUUGUUCUCCUGA
Molecule: messenger RNA, 1029 nt
Organism: Dendrobium catenatum
Lineage: Eukaryota; Viridiplantae; Streptophyta; Magnoliopsida; Asparagales; Orchidaceae
Exons: 1
Coding region: 1-1029 (342 amino acids)
Source: RefSeq, a predicted model, not a curated record